Molecule: messenger RNA, 189 nt
Organism: Aspergillus chevalieri
Lineage: Eukaryota; Fungi; Ascomycota; Eurotiomycetes; Eurotiales; Aspergillaceae
Exons: 1
Coding region: 1-189 (62 amino acids)
Source: RefSeq, a predicted model, not a curated record
AUGUCUAUCCAGGCCUCGCGUGAUUCGCAUUUGGCGCAGAUUGCUAUAUUGGCCGCGUAUAGUGCUCAUGGACCGGUUGGUUUUGUAGAGGGUGUCGUAUUCUUCUGGGAAUCUUCCGAGGGGCAUGAGGAACUGAUCAACGCAGCUGAAGUCGUGGCCGAACAUGUAGAUCUAUCGAUUGAGGGUUAG